Molecule: messenger RNA, 842 nt
Organism: Somion occarium
Lineage: Eukaryota; Fungi; Basidiomycota; Agaricomycetes; Polyporales; Cerrenaceae
Source: the annotation of a GenBank genome assembly
AAAUGGGUGAACGUCGUCGCAGUACUUGCAAUCCAUCUGUUAUCCUUUCACCAACGCGAGCAUUGUGCAACAUUUCACCAUGGCUCACAACCAUAACCAUGGUGGCUGUCACGAUGAAAGCCACGAUCACGACCAUGACCACGGCAUUCCAGAGGCCCUUGGUCCGAGAGACAACCUCUACAGUCGCAUUGACCGUCCAAAUGUCGUCGCGUUGAAUGUUGAAUCUGGACAUGGACCAGAGGUCAUCAAACCUUGGGAUCAACGCCUUGACGAAUCAGUGUAUUUGGAGUCGGACGCGGAUGAUCAAAUGAUUAUUCGAAUACCCUUCACGGGCGCCGUUAAGCCUCGUGCUUUGCUUCUGAAGGCAGGACCGUCCGAAUAUACCCCUGCUAAAGUCGCACUAUAUAGUAAUGCCGAGGAACUUGAUUUCUCUGACAUCGCGGACCUGAAACCUACUCAAGAGUUUGAUGUAGCACAAGGACGGGAUAUCGGCGAAUAUCAUGUCAUGCCUGCCAAAUUUCCUAAUGUCACUUCAAUAACUUUGUUCUUCCCCGCCUCACAAGGUGCUGACACGACGCGAAUCUACUACGUCGGUUUCUUGGGUCAAUGGAGCGAGAGAAAGAUCGAACCUGUAGUAACUGUGUAUGAGUCCAGGGCGAAUCUUGCAAACCACGAGAAGAUUCAGGGAGUGGAAGGGGCUUACAGCUCGUCUUCAGCCUGAUGUCAGGUGACGAAGGAGUGAAAUAAUGCCUAAUGGCUUGUGUGCUUGUAGCAUAACAUGAUCCAUCGUCGUGGUAUAUUUUUCCAGGCCCGAACCCCGAUUCCCCGACGCGUUUAGCUUC